Corylus avellana is the source of this 2075-nucleotide messenger RNA. Its product is annotated as putative inactive purple acid phosphatase 27. Lineage: Eukaryota; Viridiplantae; Streptophyta; Magnoliopsida; Fagales; Betulaceae. The record is from RefSeq and is a predicted model, not a curated record. Gene Ontology annotation, molecular function: acid phosphatase activity; metal ion binding.
CCAUUAAUGGUUUCUCACAUCUUCAGCUGAGUUUCCCUUCUUCUUUUCUCUCUAUUCCUUCACUCUUUCCAGUACUCCUUCUUAACCCAAAAAAACAAAAACAAAAGAAAAUAGAAAUGGAAGACAGCUCUCAGUGGUUGAAGAUGAUCUUGAUGAUUGUCGUCCUUUCGUGGCUGCAAAUUUUGGGCUUGGCUUCGGCUCACGGCAGGGCAAGAGAUGACGCGCAUCCACUGUCAAAGAUCAACAUUCAUAAAACCACGCUUGCCCUCCGAGACUCCGUUUCCAUUAAAGCCAGCCCAUCCCUUCUCGGCUCGAAGGGCGAGGACAUAGAAUGGGUGACAGUGAAUCUUGUAAACCCAGAUCCUUCCGAGGAUGAUUGGGUUGCUGUUUUUUCUCCUGCAAACUUCAACUCAUCAACCUGUAAACCAGAGAAUGAUGAAGUUGCAGAACCAUAUAUAUGCACAAGCCCGAUAAAGUACAAGUAUGCAAAUUACUCCAAUUCAGAGUAUACAAAAACAGGCAAAGCGGUUUUGAAGUUCCAGUUGAUCAAUCAGCGGGCAGAUUUCUCCUUUGCUGUUUUUUCAGGCGGUUUGUCAAAUCCUAAACUGGUGGCAGUUUCAAAUUACAUUACAUUUGCCAAUCCUAAAGCGCCUCUAUACCCACGACUUGCUAAUGGGAAAUCUUGGGAUGAAAUAACAGUAACCUGGACGAGUGGCUAUGGGAUACAUGAAGCUGUUCCAUUCGUGGAAUGGGGUCUGAAGGGAGAAACUAAAACUCGAUCCCCAGCUGGAACAUUGACAGUUGAUCAGAACAGCAUGUGUGGUUCACCUGCAAGGACAGUAGGCUGGCGUGAUCAGGGUUUUAUACACACAAGUUUCUUAAAAAAUUUGUGGCCGAACGCUGUGUACACUUACAGAAUGGGUCAUUUCUUAUCCAAUGGUUCAGGUGUCUGGAGCAAAACCUAUUCUUUCAAAUCAUCCCCAUAUCCUGGACAAGACUCACUACAACGUGUAAUAAUAUUUGGCGACAUGGGGCAGGCUGAGCGUGAUGGUUCAAAUGAGUACGGUAAUAAGAGCCCAGGUGCACUGAAUACUACCGACCAACUCAUCAAGGACUUGAAAAACUAUGACAUAGUUUUCCAUAUAGGAGAUAUGGCUUAUUCAGAUGGAUAUGUCUCUCAGUGGGACAAAUUCACGGCACAGGUGGAGCCCAUUGCAUCAACUGUCCCAUAUAUGGUUGCAAGUGGGAAUCAUGAACGUGAUUGGCCAGAUUCUGGAUCCUUCUAUCAAUUUACAGAUUCAGGUGGGGAAUGCGGUGUGCUUGCUGAGACCAUGUACUAUGUUCCUGCUGAGAACAGAGCUAAAUUCUGGUAUUCAACAGAUUAUGGCAUGUUUCACUUCUGUAUAGCUGAUAGUGAGCACGAUUGGAGGCAGGGAACAGAACAGUACAAGUUCAUUGAGCACUGCCUUGCAUCAGCUGAUAGACGGAAACAACCAUGGUUGAUCUUUGCUGCUCAUCGUGUUCUUGGAUAUUCCUCCAAUGCGUAUUACGCCGAGGAGGGCUCAUUUGAAGAGCCCAUGGGAAGGGAUGACUUGCAGAAGCUUUGGCAGAAGUACCGGGUAGACAUUGCAUUUUUCGGCCAUGUCCAUAACUAUGAAAGGACAUGCCCCAUUUACCAGAAUCAAUGUGUCAAUUCAGAGACGUCACAUUAUUCAGGCACCAUGAAUGGAACAAUUCAUGUUGUCGCUGGAGGGGGAGGUCACCACUUAUCAACUUUCAGCACAGUAACACCCGACUGGAGCAUUUUCAGAGACCUUGACUUUGGCUUCGUCAAGCUCACAGCUUUCAAUCACUCUUAUCUCCUUUUCGAGUACAAGAAAAGUAGUGAUGGAAAGGUAUAUGAUUCCUUCACCAUUUCAAGGGAAUACAAAGAUAUCUUGGCUUGUGUACAUGACAGUUGUGCACCCACCACUCUGGCUGCUUGAUCUGUAUCUUAAAGUUGUACGAGGAAAACUUAUGCCCGAUGAAAUUUGGCACUAGUAUCAGACCUUCCACUGAUGCAACUGUGUUGUUAU